Anopheles marshallii is the source of this 1515-nucleotide messenger RNA. RefSeq names its product pre-mRNA-processing factor 19 (gene Prp19). The transcript is spliced from 4 exons. Gene Ontology annotation, cellular component: cytoplasm; Prp19 complex; U2-type catalytic step 1 spliceosome. Bases 1 to 1515 code for a protein of 504 amino acids. Gene Ontology annotation, molecular function: protein binding; ubiquitin protein ligase activity. NCBI's taxonomy places the organism in Eukaryota, Metazoa, Arthropoda, Insecta, Diptera, Culicidae. Gene Ontology annotation, biological process: protein ubiquitination; DNA repair; mRNA splicing, via spliceosome. The record is from RefSeq and is a predicted model, not a curated record.
AUGUCGCUGGUGUGCAGUAUAUCGAAUGAAGUACCGGAACACCCAUGUAUUUCGCCAAAAUCGGGCGCUAUAUUUGAGCGUCGGCUGAUCGAAAAAUACAUCGUAGAAAAUGAGUGCGAUCCAAUCAACGGACAGCCGCUGACGGUCGAGGAACUGAUUGAUGUGAAAACUCCACCGAUUGUGCGUCCGAAGCCACCGAGUGCUACCAGUAUACCAGCGACACUGAAAACAAUGCAAGAUGAGUGGGACGCUUUGAUGCUACAUUCUUUCACGCAGCGCCAACAGCUUCAAACAGCCCGUCAGGAAUUGUCACACGCACUUUACCAGCAUGACGCAGCCUGUCGUGUAAUUGCACGGCUCAACAAAGAGGUGGCUGCAGCACGAGAAGCAUUGGCCACACUGAAACCCCAAACGGGAAUUUCGGCUAUUCAAGCUGCACCACAACCAUCGAUUGCCUCGGAAGCGGGUGGUGUAGCCGCACAGCCUGUUGAGCAGGCGGGAAUGAGUGCGGAAGUAAUUCAAAAGUUGCAGGAUAAGGCAACUGUGUUGACGCAGGAGCGCAAGAAGAAGGGUCGAACCGUGCCGGAGGAAUUGGUCAGCCAGGAAAAGCUACGUGGUUUUCUCACGUUGGCAUCUCAUCCCGGCUUACAUUCGGCCAGUGUUCCCGGUAUUUUAGCGCUGGACAUCAAUCAUUCCGAUCAGAGCAAAAUCUUGACCGGUGGCAACGACAAGAACGCAACCGUGUUCAACAAAGACACCGAACAGAUCGUGGCCGUACUGAAGGGUCACACGAAGAAGGUAACGAAGGUGAUUUUCCAUCCCGAGGAAGACACGGUUAUUACGACGUCUCCCGAUGCCAGCAUACGUGUGUGGCACGUGCCUACAUCGCAAACGCAGCUACUGCUGCGAUGUCACGAUGGACCCGUCACCGGGCUUUCGCUGCAUCCGACCGGUGAUUAUGUACUGUCAACCUCGUCCGAUAAACAUUGGGCGUUUUCUGACAUACGUUCCGGGCGGUUGCUUACAAAGGUGGCGGAUACGGCCGAGUACGGUCUAACGUCCGCCCAGUUCCAUCCAGAUGGGCUUAUCUUCGGCACAGGUACGGAGGAUUCGCAAGUAAAAAUCUGGGAUUUGAAGGAGCAAAGUAAUGUGGCGAACUUUGCCGGUCAUACCGGCCCGAUCACUGCCAUUUCAUUUUCGGAGAAUGGUUAUUAUCUCGCCACCGCGGCCGAUGACGCUUGCGUGAAGCUAUGGGAUUUACGUAAGCUGAAAAACUUUAAAACCAUCCAACUGGACGAUGGUUACGAGGUAAAGGAUUUGUGCUUCGAUCAAAGUGGAACAUAUCUUUCCAUUGCCGGUACGGACAUACGUGUCUACCUUUGCAAACAGUGGCAAGAGCUGAAGGUGUUCAAUGAUCACACGGCACUGGCAACGGGUGUUCGAUUUGGCAAGCAUGCACAGUACAUAGCUUCUACGAGUAUGGAUCGAACACUAAAGCUGUAUGGUAUUGAGUGA